Austrofundulus limnaeus is the source of this 2603-nucleotide messenger RNA. Its product is annotated as BTB/POZ domain-containing protein 6-B. Gene Ontology annotation, molecular function: protein binding. Gene Ontology annotation, biological process: neurogenesis. Lineage: Eukaryota; Metazoa; Chordata; Actinopteri; Cyprinodontiformes; Rivulidae. Gene Ontology annotation, cellular component: cytosol. The coding region runs from base 694 to 2352 and encodes 552 amino acids. The transcript has 4 exons. The record is from RefSeq and is a predicted model, not a curated record.
AAGUCAUUAAAAAAAAUACAAAUAUGUCCAGAAAAUACACCAAAAAAUCUCUGUGGGCUUUUAUUCUGUAGCCCCGCCCCCACCCUACAGCUCGGGGGGCGGAGACAAARCGGUGACGCACUCUGCGGAGCCGCUAAGGGAGGAGCUUCCCCUCAGUUUUACGUCGCAGCAGAGCUUCUAUCUGAUUGGUUGUCAGUGAGUCCUGGGCGUCCGAUGGAAAGAAGGGAAAAAAGCAGUAAAAAUAGAGCAGAGCAGAAAAAGUCACCACAAAUGAUUAUUAACCUCGGCUCCGGAUGGUUCUGUUGGACCACAGCGGGCUCGUCCGCUUUGAUUGUUCGGUAAAAAGAGAGAGACGGAGGGAUAUUUGUGAGGAUUAACGCGGAGGCAGGCAGAGAGAAACCCGGAGCAGCUGGAUUAACCGGAUUACUGCUGGAAAAAAGGGAAAACAAACGGCGCUAAGAGGACAUUUAGUCCGGACAGGAUGAGCUGACUGCCGGGGAAACGGCUGGUUCUGUUCGGUAAACGAACUACACACCGAGGCUCCGACGGGUUUUUAUUUCCUGGGGGUUUAACUUCGCUGCAUUAGGACUACACGGUAAAUCGUUGGUUCCGGUCCAGGAGAGCCCCCUUCAGUUCGGACCGAGCAGUUUAGUGCGCCGGGUCUGAGCCCGGAGAUCCCCGCCGCCGGAGCCGAUGCCCACGGCCGACUGUAGGCUGCUCCAUCAUGGCCGGAUCAUGAGGUGUUUGACCUAUCUGUUCCUGCUCCCAGAAACGCUGAAGAAGUCCAGGAAGGUCAGCGGGCUCCCGGGCAGGCUGCCGGUAUGUUCUGAGAUCCUGACUCUGUCCCUGACGAGCACCAAGAAGAAACAGAAGCAGCAGCAGGAGGAGGAGAAGAUGGCUGCGGAGCUGUACCCCGCCGCCGGCACCGACACCACCAGCCUGGCCAGCGGCACCACGGUGGAGGACAARCCCGGGGAGGUGCAUCUGAGCCCGGGGAGCAGCGUGGGAAACAGCGCGGCCACCACCCCGACCACCCAGCAGAACAUCACCAACAACAACACGGAGCCCCCGGGCAGCUGGCAGUGCAGCCACCCGACCCUCCGGGAGAGGAACGCCUUGAUGUUCAACAAUGAGCUGAUGGCUGACGUGCACUUCAUUGUCGGGCCCCUGGGGGCCUCACAGAGGGUCCCUGCACACAAGUACGUGCUCGCCGUGGGAAGCUCCGUCUUCUGCGCCAUGUUUUACGGCGACUUGGCGGAGGAGGAGCCCGAAAUCCAUAUCCCAGAUGUGGAACCUGCUGCUUUUCUAAUUCUGCUGAAGUACAUGUACAGCGAUGAGAUCGAGCUGGAGGCGGACACGGUGCUCGCCACGCUCUACGCCGCCAAGAAGUACAUCGUGCCGGCGCUGGCCAAGGCCUGCGUCAGCUUCCUGGAGACGAGCCUGGAGGCGCGGAACGCCUGCGUGCUGCUGUCGCAGAGCCGGCUGUUCGAGGAACCGGACCUGACGCAGCGCUGCUGGGAGGUGAUCGACGCGCAGGCCGAGCUGGCGCUGCGCUCCGAGGGCUUCUGUGAGAUCGACCUGCAGACGCUGGAGAUCAUCCUGCAGCGCGAGACGCUCAACGCCAAGGAGGCCGUGGUGUUCGAGGCCGUGGUGGACUGGGCUGCGGCCGAGUGCAAGAGGCGGGGCCUGGCCCCCAGCGCCCAGAACCGCAGGGAGGUGCUGGGCCCGGCGCUCUUCCUGGUGCGGAUCCCCUCCAUGAGCCUGGAGGAGUUCGCCAACGGCGCGGCGCAGCGCGACAUCCUGACGCUGGAGGAGACGCGCAACCUCUUCCUGUGGUACACCGCCGCCCACAAACCCACGCUGGACUUCCCGCUGGCGCCCCGGACGGGCCUGGCCCCCCAGCGCUGCCACCGCUUCCAGUCCUCGGCGUACCGCAGCAACCAGUGGCGGUACCGCGGGCGCUGCGACAGCAUCCAGUUCGCCGUGGACCGGCGGGUCUUCGUGGCGGGCCUGGGCCUCUACGGCUCCAGCGGGGGCAAGGCCGAGUACGGCGUCCGGAUCGAGCUGAAGCGGCAGGGCGCCACGCUGGCCCAGAACCUGACCCGCUUCGUGUCGGACGGCUCCAGCGGYACCUUCCCCGUGUGGUUCGAGCACCCGGUGCAGGUGGAGCAGGACGCCUUCUACACGGUGAGCGUGGUUCUGGACGGCAGCGAGCUCAGCUACUUCGGCCAGGAGGGCAUGACCGAGGUGCAGUGUGGGGGGGUCACCUUCCAGUUCCAGUGCUCCUCGGACAGCACCAAYGGGACCGGGGUCCAGGGGGGCCAGAUCCCAGAGCUGGUCUUYUACUCCUGAGACCCCCGUUAGCCCCUCGCUGGCUGGACGCCCCGCAGCCGCUCGACUUUAUUUAUUUUUUUAUUUAAACACCGACUCCAGCUGGGUCCUGCUGGGUCCUGCUGGGUUCGUGAGUCGGGCCGAACCGGACCAGAACUCUCUGCAGUUCUAGCAGCGGACUUGAUGGUUCUGGUUCUAGAGACGCUCCAGAACCCGUUUGAAACUCUGGGUUGUGUGUAAGCUGUUGUGUAAAAUAAAGCUGACGGUUCUGA